Clonostachys solani is the source of this 717-nucleotide messenger RNA. The record is from the annotation of a GenBank genome assembly. NCBI's taxonomy places the organism in Eukaryota, Fungi, Ascomycota, Sordariomycetes, Hypocreales, Bionectriaceae.
AUGGCAGCAGCCUCAGCUUCCCUCCGGCAGAAGCUUUUCAACUUGCGCCCUCCCGCUCUUCGCUCCGUCUUUUCAACCGGUUCUGGAUGUCUUACGGGGAAGCGCGUCGCCAGAUACAUUCCCGAAGAGUGCAAAUCGUACUAUUUCCCAGAUGGCCGUCUUUGGACAACACCGGAGAACACCGAUUUCCUCUCCAGAUACGGUAUCGAGCAUGACAUCUCGCGGGCAACCGUCCCGGCGAUGGAUCCCGAAACGCGCCAGAUCGUCAAGAAAUUCAGGGCCACCUUGUCCUUCUGUCCCCGCCACAUAAUUGAUCCCCUCUAUGUCAAAUACCUGGAUCCUCGAGGCCAUCCUUUGGGGGCCUCGCAGAAGGCAAAGUGGGCUCGGUGGUCCAAGGAACGGCCGCUGUGGUUGAUAUGUUCGGUCAACGGCGGCCCCAAGCGUGUGGUGCGCUUGAGAGCGAUGCGACGGGUCCGACAUGCCCUAUAUACAGCCCUUGAAGAAAGUGGCUAUGACAAGUACGGCAAUGGGAAGGGCAGAUGCAUCAGGGGAACGUUGCGGAUCCAUCUGAAUAAUGCCUUGGAGGCAGUCUCUAUCCCCUCGCAUGAGCUGGGGCCGCCCUUGGUGAAACUUCUGGAAAAGCUCACCUCUCAAACUACAACUAGAGGUACUGCACCAAAGCCCAGUCGCAGGACUUCCAGACCUCGUGCUUGGUAG